AUGGAAUUCCCAAGAUGGUUAUUAAAUAUCGGUCUGAUGUUGACUACAGCUUCGGUUUUUUGUGACGAGAGAAAUGAUUUGGAAUCAAUGUAUCGUUUACCCGUGAUCACAAUACCAUGUCACUAUAACGUCAGUCUGGUCACGCAUCUCGAGAAAGGCGACAUUGCUUUUUACGGUAAAACCAGUGUCGUUAUCAAGAUUCUUCACCUAACGCCAACGAUAAGCUUACACUCGAAAAAAUUGGAAAUAAGUAAAGAAGCGACAACGCUGAUUGACGACAAUGGUAACAUCUAUGAACCGCUGGAACAUACUUACAACCACGCGAUGAAUAUAUUGACGCUACGUUUCGCCACUGUAUUCCCGUAUGGUUUUUACACCCUGAACAUGGAGUUCGUUGGUAAUUUUUCUGAGAACGGUUUAAAUAGCGGCUUUAUAAAAAUGCAAUAUACGAACAAAGAAGGAAACAGUACACUGGCCGUAACGUUUUUCAAGCCAAAUAAGGCCAGACAAGUGUUUCCGUGUUGGGACGAGCCAGAGUUAAAAGCCACCUUCAACAUCUCCGUGAUGCAUCACCGUAAAUACAGGGUAUUGUCGAAUAUGCCGAUGCGAGAGCAGCCGUGGGACAAAAUGGCAUGGUGUGGACGCACUUCGAGACCACUCCAACCGUCUCUGACGUCACAAGCGAGAUUCGUACACGGUGUUGCCGAAAAUAUCACGUCGGUUUUACUCCAAUAUACCAAUAGUUUCGAAACAGCGCCGAAAAUCGAUCAUGUCUUGAUACACUAUUAUCCAACCUACAGCUUGGAACAUUGGGGACCCAUCAUUUACAACGAAUUAAAUGUUAUUUACAAUAGCACGGAUCCUACAUUCCGAAGGAAAUCAGUAGCGUCGUUAGUGGCAAGGGAACUUUUACAUCACUGGUUUGGCAAUUUGGUCACCCCAUCUUGGUGGUCCCAUGUGUGGUUAAUGGCCACAUGCGUUCUGUUACAUUGGAUCUUACAUCUUGGAACUUUGAUUAUUCGGUUCUCUUCGAUAUUGAAGUGCGUCACAAAGUUAUUCCUGAUAAGAAUCUUAGAUGAGCUCCUUGCGUAUCUGGGGUACGAAGAAAAUCCUGACGACGUUACAAAGCUGUUAAGGCUAGACGCCACGAAAUGGGCGUGUACCAUCGGUCACGAUAAAUGCCAGAAAACGGCCGCCGAUAAAUUAAAUAAGUACCUCGAGGAUCCUGAUACUAACACAAUUCCGCAAUGGUGGCAAGAUUGGACGUACUGCUUUGGUUUGACUACAGCUGAUAGGAUUACUUGGGAUAAAGUGUCGAAAUUAUAUAUACGAAAUCGUGACGAAAAGAUUUUAGAAGGAUUGUGUUGCGCCGAAGAUUCCAAUAUAAUUAUCAGCUAUUUGUUUAGCGCAGCGACGAAGACAUUAUUCGACGAUGAGGUGCAUCAUCUUAUCUUCAAUACCAUUCUUGAAAAGCAUGCGCGCAACGAUUGGAUCCUCGACUACAUAUUGGACAAUUUUGAAAGUAUCAACCAGAUUUAUUGA
Vollenhovia emeryi is the source of this 1542-nucleotide messenger RNA. Its product is annotated as glutamyl aminopeptidase-like. Gene Ontology annotation, biological process: peptide catabolic process; proteolysis. The record is from RefSeq and is a predicted model, not a curated record. Gene Ontology annotation, molecular function: metalloaminopeptidase activity; peptide binding; zinc ion binding. Bases 1 to 1542 code for a protein of 513 amino acids. Gene Ontology annotation, cellular component: cytoplasm. The transcript is spliced from 8 exons. NCBI's taxonomy places the organism in Eukaryota, Metazoa, Arthropoda, Insecta, Hymenoptera, Formicidae.